Molecule: messenger RNA, 1067 nt
Organism: Spea bombifrons (plains spadefoot toad)
Lineage: Eukaryota; Metazoa; Chordata; Amphibia; Anura; Pelobatidae
Gene: BLOC1S4
Product: biogenesis of lysosomal organelles complex 1 subunit 4
Exons: 5
Coding region: 1-675 (224 amino acids)
Cellular component (GO): BLOC-1 complex
Source: RefSeq, a predicted model, not a curated record
AUGGAGCGAGAGGCAAGCGCGGGGCAGUGGGAGCCGUUAGAGGAAGAGAGAGGGGUGACUUCAAGGGGGAGCCCUGGAGACAGUGGCAAUGUGUCGCAAAGCCACAGCGUCUGCAGCGGCGCCUCGGUGGGGCUCUUACCGGAUGAGGAAGAGCAGCGGGAGAGUCUGGGUAUUUCUCCAUCUUUACCGGAGCACCUCCUGCAGGCGACAGCCUCUAACUAUUCCAGCUACGUGCUCCAGGCAGACCAGAAAACGGAGAUUGAGACUUUAGAGAAGUGCUUGGAAGAUCUGCUGAUCAGAGUUGAUGAGUUUGUUGGGAUGCUGGAUAUGAUUCGGAACGACACAUCUCAAGUCGUUAAUGAAAACGUGCCUCAAAUUUACACUAAAGCUGCGGAAAUGAGAAAGCUGUAUCAGAAAAUCGAUCUGCUUGAGGCCUUCGUGAAGAAAGUGGGAAGCAACGUUGCUCUGAUGGAAGAGAAGGUUACGCAAGCCGAAACACACUUGGGAACAUUUCCUAACCCCUUCAAGAAAAUGUUCCAGAAUUUAAGUGCAGCUCCCUUUUUUUCUCCAACUAAACAAUCCUCUCCAAGAGCACAGCUUCCAAGAACACAGCAAGCGAGAUAUGAGCCACCGGUAAUAUUUAAGACUGAGGAUCAUUUCCCCACUAGCAGCUGACCCGACCAGUAGAAGAUUCUUAAAACAGACCUGUAUCCCGCAGAAAGGAGGCCGUGUGGAUUAUGGACGCUAACAUUGCACUUACGUACGAUGAUAUUCCUAUUUUCUUACGGACAAAUCGCAGCUGGUCUUCCGGUUAGGCUUUAUUGCAAGAAGCCUGCCAUAUAAGUAAUUUUUUUUUUAUACCAGUAUUACUUUCUAUGUCUGACAGUUUCACAGAUGAGAAUUGACAAAUUUUACGUAAGUACAGCAUACCUUACUAUAUUCUAAACAUCCAAUUUUGAUAAGGGCUUUGGGAUAUUGAGCUUCCAUGGAAUACUGUGGUGCUGUACUUCAUAAAAAUACCAGAGGACAUAUUAACAAAAGUAUUAAACAAUUCUCUGAUCCUACAA